Molecule: messenger RNA, 1830 nt
Organism: Hypoxylon trugodes
Lineage: Eukaryota; Fungi; Ascomycota; Sordariomycetes; Xylariales; Hypoxylaceae
Product: glycosyltransferase family 25 protein
Exons: 2
Coding region: 594-1685 (363 amino acids)
Source: RefSeq, a predicted model, not a curated record
GUGUAACUACCCGCGAUAGCGAUCGGCGUGACGAUGGCUUGAAAUAAGCAAUUGCCAAAUAUGUGUACUUUCCGUAAAUCUGCACCAAAUAUUCGGGUCACUUUACUUAAGCGCUGGAUAAAUUCUAUAAUGGUCCCAACACGGAUUUAAACUUAACCACACGUCAAGCAAUAUAAAUGAUAGCGGUAUGACAGCAAUCCAGAGCCUUGCGUAGGUAUUGUUUCAGGAAUCCUUCUAUGAAGGGAGGACGGGUCUAGUACGACCUUGACAAACUAGGAGCGACGCGGGUUACAUUGUGCGAUGCAUAACCGGUCAACAGUGUCCAAUAAGAUACCAGGUAGCAUGGUAUCACUUCCAGUGGCGCAGCUAUUUUUACAAAGUAACAAAGCACAGCAAACAGAAUUUGGGUCAGAUCUACACCUAACGGACCAGGGGAUCGCGCAGCACGUUAUUAUCUCAGCCUGGGAAUUUUCCGUCGAAGGCCCCUCCAUCUAUCCCCAUGGGCAACGAAAUGCUCUUUAGAAUUAUCCACAUUCUCUUUUAGUCCACGAUCCUUUACCCUCCAUUUUAAGGCCUAUUUCCGCCAUCACGACAUGUUACGACCGAGUUGGGCGGCCUAUGGAAAUACUAUGCGUAACCAACGGUCUAUAAUCUUGGCCGCCGUGCUCGUCGUCGUAGCUUUGGGGAUUUUGGGAAGUCGAUACCAAGUCUAUUCACCGUUACAGGGACAAAAGUUCAGUUUUACACAGUCAAAUGCUUCCCCAAGGACAGCUGCAGCGAAUUCCACGCUCGGUUUCGAAAGACUUGUAGCGCUAUCAACCAAACCAAGCUGGCGCACUCGAGGUCUUGCAGCGGCGGCCAACUUGACUGGUCUAGAAUUCACCAUUCCGCCCCAAGCACAAAACUCCGAUGAAUUAGUGGAAGCUUUUAGGAAUAUCGGCGAAAGCCACGGCGCUAAGGUACCGGCCUUCGGAUCGGCCAAAGCAUGGCUGUCGCAUCUCGACCUACUCAAGUAUGUUGUAGCCUCGGGGCUUGAGACUGCGUUUAUCGUGGAGGAUGACGUCGACUGGGAUGUACGGAUUAAAACCGAGAUGGGACUGGUCUCCGACAAUGUUAGGGCCUAUACCGGUGUUAACGAAGAGGACACUACGCCAUUUGGGACGAACUGGGAUGUUUUAUGGCUCGGCCACUGCGGUUCCAUCAUCACGGACGAUAUAAACCCCCCUCCUCGUGUUUAUGCGGAUGAUUCUCGUUGUGAAACUGAGCUAUACUCGGGAUGGUCGAAGCGCUUCUUGAGGGAAAAGCUGGUUGAAGGACAUCGUCAGGUCCAGAUGUCACUUAUGUCCGUCUGUACUUUCGGAUUCGGUGUGACGAAGCAAGGCGCCAAGAAGAUGAUACCCUUAUUGACGAAAGCAUCCGAAGAAGCCUUCGACGUUGCGCUGUCGGGACAUUGCCGAGACCAGAAACUCAAGUGCAUUACCGUCAACCCUCAACUAUUCAACCACUACGAGCCACCGAAGGACUCUGGUUACCUGAGUGACGUACACGUCGGAGACGGGCAAGGAGAAACAAGCGAAGAAGCGCAAUUCGAACACAGCAAGGGAACGACGGGGAAUAUCAUGAAGAGCGCUCGUUGCGAGGCUCUGUUUCACGACACAUGCAUGAGACCUCCCUCGGAGAUAUGAAACUGUACCACUACUUGUAACCCGCUGUAACACCACCCAUAUAGACGUGACGGAAAACUGUGCAUAGACGUAUAAUGAUAAUAAUGAAUUGACAAAGGGAUUCUCAUCCAUAGUAACCACAUAAUACAACACUAUAAAGAGCCUC